Molecule: messenger RNA, 4351 nt
Organism: Rana temporaria (common frog)
Lineage: Eukaryota; Metazoa; Chordata; Amphibia; Anura; Ranidae
Gene: CAST
Product: calpastatin
Exons: 33
Coding region: 247-2799 (850 amino acids)
Cellular component (GO): cytoplasm
Molecular function (GO): calcium-dependent cysteine-type endopeptidase inhibitor activity
Source: RefSeq, a predicted model, not a curated record
GUGGAACACAAAAGUUCUCUGACACAGAAGAGAGAGAAGAGAAGAUUGUGCCAGGACAAGGCUGCCCUUGGCAAUAUUACAGCAGCAGGCAGAGGAGGGGCCUGAGCCUGUUCAGCCUAGCUAGCUCGGAAAAGCUGUUUCAUGCAGUAGGAAGUCACAUUUCACUCUUUUUUUGUUUUGUUUUGUUUCUUUUCCUAUAGCUCAGUGUUGUAUUAGAAGAGCUGAGGACCUUACAGCUGUGCAGCCAUGCCAGGAAGGAGGAAGCAUGCAGGAGGUGCCAAGGGCCCCAAAGAGCAUGGCGAUAAGAAAGCAGCCACGGAGACCAAACCUACAGACAAGAAAACACCAGAGUCAGCGGAGAAAAAGCAAGGAAGUGCAAGUGCCAGCGCCACUGCUAGUGCACCUUCGACAGCAGCUUCAGCAGCGAGCAGUAAGGUACCAGCAUCACAAGAAAGGACUAUGAAACCAGCAGAUCCAAAGGCAAAACCAGCACCAGCACCAAAACCUGAACCACCCAAAUCUACACAAACGACAAAGCCAAAGACGACGACAACAACAUCAUCAUCAUCCACAUCUUCAUCAACAGCAGCAAAGCCGAGUCCAGGAAAGGGCCCAACAAAGCAGGAUUCAAAGAAAGCAGAUGCUGGGAAGCCAAAAGAUGCAGUCUCAUCUGUUGCUGGCAAAGCAGCUGCCACUACAGUAGCUUCAUCUAGCAAACCUAAAGGCGAGGUCUCGUCAUCUGUUGCUGGCAAGGCAGCUAUUGCUACAGUUGGUGCUGCAGCAGUAGGCGCAGCUGCAGUAGGUGCCGCUACAGUAGCUUCAUCUAGCAAACCUAAAGAUGAGGUUAAAGAAGAAAAGAAAGUGAGCGUGGACAAAAUUUCUGCUGCUACUACUCCAAGCAAGGAAAAGGAUGAUGCUUUAGAUCUGUUAAUUGAUUCUUUGGGAGGACCAGAAAGUGUUCCAGAGUCUCCAAAAUUUACUGGACCAGAGAUCGUCGACACCCCUGCCACAUCAGAAUAUCUAGAGGAACUGGGAAAGAGAGAAUCAUCAAUCCCACCAGAAUACAGACAUCUACUGGAUGGUAAAGGAGAAAAGCCUACAGAACCCCCACCAAAGGCAGCCGAAGAGGCUUUGGGUGAUGAUGAUCUUAUUGCAGCAAUGUCAUCUGAGUUUGUCAGCAGUCCGACUCCACCUGAAGAGAAGAAGCCAAAACUAGAAGAGAAAAAAGAAGCACAGAAGGCGUCAACAGCUCCUACUGCAUCUUCACAGCCCCAGUCUAUUGACUUAUCAGACGAAGCUUUAGAUGCACUUCUGGGCACACUUGAGGGUCCCCCAGUAAAUGUACCCGAAUCACCACAAUAUACGGGUCCAGAAGUAACAGAAAAUAUUACAUCGACAUACUUGGAGGAACUUGGUAAGAGAGAUUCAUCAAUACCUCCAGAAUACAGGCACUUGCUCGAUGGGAAAGAUCACAGUAAACCUUUACCACCAUUUCCAGCAGCGAAGCUUGAGCCAGCACUGACUGACAUGGAUGUGUUGGAUGAAUUGUCAAAGGAUUUUGAAUUUUCUCCUCCUUCGCCUGCCAAGCCCUCUGCUCCUCCUGCUCCUGCUGCUGCACCCAAAGACACUAAACAAGACAAACAAGCAAAAGCAGAUGUUGUCGUACCUUCCUCAGCAUCCUCUGUGCAGGCUGCCACAGCGACCUCUGCUGGUAUGGACACGGCUUUAGAUGAAUUAAUGGGUACUCUAGAAGGCCCUGAAUUUAAUGUACCGGAGUCUCCUGCCUACACAGGUCCAGAAGUAACGGAAACUUCUACAGCAACACACAUUGAAGAACUUGGAAAAAGGGAAAGCUCCAUCCCUCCAGCAUACAGGCACUUGUUAGAUGGAAAAGCAGGUGAAAAACCAGCAGCGCCCCCUCCUGAAGAAAAGCCUAUGACAGAAAGUGAGCUGGCAGAUGAAUUGGACUUUACAUGUUCCCCAUCCCCAGUUGUACAGAAAACUCCUCCUGCCAAACCAAAAGAUACUGAAUUGAAAAAGGCAGAGCCCGAAUCUGUGGUUAGUGCCACCUCCUCCUCAUCUGUCCAGGCUACACUUUCUAAAGCACCGACAUGCAAAGCUGACCCACUGGAUGCCUUGUCUGGGACAUUAGGAGUCAGGAAAGAAGACCCAAAAGACAAAAAAACUGCUGCAGAUUCAGUAAAGGAGCAAACAGGCAAAGACAAGAAGGAUAAACUAGGAGAAGAUGAAAAGACAAUACCUCCUGACUACAGACUAAAGGAAGUUAAGGAUAAAGACGGGAAGCCUCUUUUGCCAAAACCUGAAGAAAAGCCUCAGGCAAUGAGUGAGGACGAUCUUCUGGAUGCUUUGGAUGAAGGGUUCGUCACCUCUCCUGCUGCUUCUCAAUGUCCUCCACUAAAGUCAUCAGAGAAACCAUCUCAGAAAUCUGGGUCUGAAGAGAUUGUAUCCUGUUCUAAAGUUUCAUCUGUGCAUUCCAGUGCUCCAAAGCCGCCAUCUGUCUCUAUACCUGAUGAUGCAUUAGAUCUGCUCUCUGGUUCUCUGGGAACAAGAAUAGAAGAUCCAGAUGAAAAGAAGCCUGUAGUAGACCUGGUAAAGGAAAAAGCCAAAAAGGAGCACAUUGACCGGCUUGGAGAUAGAGAUGACACAAUCCCUCCUGAAUAUAGGCACAUUUUGGAUGGUAAAGAUCAGGGUAAACCUGCAAAACCAGAAGAGGUGAAGCCAAAGGUAAAAAUGAAAUCUGUAUAUUUCCACUAUUUACAUUUUUGGGGACCUUCCUAACCAUAGUCCAUUAUUAACUAUCAAAAGUUACUAAGUUGUAUAUGUACAAUUCCUCAACCAAUAUGUACAGCUCUCUGCCCACAAUAAAACACUUGACAUAAAAAAAUAAACCUCACAAUAUUAAUACACAUUUAAAGGACAUAGAUAGAAUAUACACUAUAUUAUAUUGCUUACCAAUCAACAAGUCACAUUAAAAAAAAAUAAGAAUUUUAAGAAACCAAGAUCAAUUAUAUAACAGGCCUAAAUAAAAAAAUAGUUUUGCAGCAUUAUCAUGCCCCAGUUCAGCAGAAAACAUCUACAAAAUCUAUUAAAAUACAAUUAAAAUCUAAUUAACUUUAUAAACAGCACAUAGUCAUGUACAAAUAUAUGACUCAAUGUGAAAUAAGUAGUCACAUAUAAUUUAUAGAAUUGGUUUCACUGUUAAACGUAAAGCAUAGUACACAAUUACCAGGCAUCUCAUGAUCCUAUUAGCAUGGAGUCUGAAAGGCUGUGAGCUGUGAUCAUGCAGUUUUUAAUUGUAAAAAAGAAUAUGUCUAAUUAACUACAGAAAUAUGAGAACCGAUCGCACAACAGAUGUCCACUCACUGACCCAAAUGAAAUCAAUAAUGUAAGAUGGCUUCAGCUCUGCUCUCCGCCCACAGACGCGUUUUGCCCCCCUAGUGGGUUUAAUCAUUGUGACUGCACACAUUUUUUUGUAGAUUUUAUGGUUGGAUAUCCACAAACCUUUGGCCAUAUAGCGCACUUUAUAAGUGCAGUUUAUUGACUCCAUCCAUUCUAAAUGAAAUGUGAGCCCAACUGACUAACAGAGUUUAUGUUCCAUAGUAGCAUUGGAAUUGUAUAAUACCUGGUUAUCAAGUCAUCCUCAGAGUCCUCUAUUUCCUGAAAUAAGGGGGAUGUUUCAUCCUUUGUGCUGGGUUAGCAUCUUGAAAAAGCAGGGCAGUAGGGGGCCUUUGGGGUGCCCUCACUUCCCUGGAUGAUGGUAUACUAAACUCGGCCUUCACCUCGAUGCAUUUUUCCUUCAACUCUGACUCCCCCUCCCCUAUCGGUGUUUUUUUUUUCUCUUCUCUCUUCAUCUUUUAUCUCUUUUCUUUAUGAAUUCUUUCCCUUUAUGGGGCUUCUUCCUUUCUCCUUUUGCCUCUUCAGAUAUGUAGAGGUUUUUCUUCUUAGCAAAGCAUGUUGUCAGGGCAUACAAGAGAAGCAGGUCUAACGGAAGAUAGAAUGGGGACUCUCUCAAAUAUCUAGUUAUUAUUUUUUUUGUUGAUGUAUUUGAGAUAGGAGUAAUGCUGUUAAUUGGAUUUUGAAUGGAUUCUUUGGAACUUAUAUGAUUGAUGGAUUAAUUAAAUUGUUUGUUUCUCUGUAUGUAUGACAACUAAAAUAAAGAAAUAAUAAAAAAAUAAAAAUAAAAAGCAGGGUAUCACCCAACCCGAAAACCGGUCCAACCCAAUCAUUCAGUUUUUUGGUAGAUGCUGAAGUAGGUAUAUGUCAAAUAUAAGCUGAAGUUUUUGCUAGGUAUGAGAAAUCAAAAAAACAAAACAUUAUUUUUUCUGGCAGC